Messenger RNA from Zingiber officinale, 1801 nucleotides. RefSeq lists its product as uncharacterized. The record is from RefSeq and is a predicted model, not a curated record. Bases 87 to 1472 code for a protein of 461 amino acids. The transcript is spliced from 15 exons. NCBI's taxonomy places the organism in Eukaryota, Viridiplantae, Streptophyta, Magnoliopsida, Zingiberales, Zingiberaceae.
AAAGGAGUGGUAGGUCUAGCUAUGGAGACGGGUUUGACCGGGGUUUUGUUGCUGCUGUGUAGAACGGGCCGUAGGUCUAGCGAUGGAUGCGGGAUGGAAGCAGAUGGCGAUUAGAUGAAGUUCCAUUCGAAGGAGGAGAAGAGAGCCAGCAUUCGAAGGAGAAGAGGGUCGGCAUUCGAAGGAGAGAUCAUAGAUUGAGAGAGAUGGGGAAUUUGAUUGCCAAGGAAGAGCCCCCUCCCAUGGUGCUGGUUCCUCCCAUCUUCGACUUCCCUCCAAUCGCCGCUCGGACCAGGAUGCUUGUUCCGUCAUAUGACUUGAUGUUUGGGAAACUUGCAUUGCAUUGUCUUUUUGAGGAUUACUUUGAAAAAGCAAAUCGUCUAAAUGCAUGGAUUAUGCUAAAACCACUGGAAGAUCCUAAUGUAGAUUUAAUUGCAACAGUGACUGACUCACUGGAUAAAACUUCUGGGGGGAUCAUCGAAGGAGAGGCAAUGUUUCGUUGGCAAAGGGACUUGGAUAAUCCUAAUACCUUUAUAGAUCUUUUGGUGUCCACAAAUGAUCCCACAUUACGCUUGAGGUUGUCCUCUUACUCUUCUAAGUAUCAAAUUGGAGCUUUUGGAGUAUUUCCCUUGCUAAAACAUAAGAGAUUGCUCCCAGAAGAUUAUGGUUUGAUGGGAAUGAGAUAUGGGUCAGAAAGGCUAUCCAUUGGCAGCAUAUUUAUGCCAUUUCCAUUGUCCAGUGAAACUCCAUUCAACACAUGGCUUAUAGGAAGGGCAGGGAGAUUAAGUGCUGGAGUGCUAUUCAAGUCAGUCUGUGAAAACAAAAGGGCAGUGUGCUUUAAGGAUCUUAAUAACUGGAGUUGUGCAAUUGGUUAUGAUAUUGGUUUGAGGAGCCCUCUUUGCCCUUCAUACAAUUUCAGCCUUGAAUUAGCCAGGAACUCACAGCUAAUUGCAUCUUUCUAUCAGCAUCUUGUCGUUCAAAGAAGGGUGAAGAAUCCAUUUGAAGAAAGUGAAAUAGUUGGCAUUACAAAUUAUAUCGACUUUGGCUUUGAGUUGAGGACGAGAAUCAAUGAAGUAAAAUCAUCCAGCAUUGGUGAUAGUUCCUUGUUCCAGUUAGCUGCAUCAUGGCAAGCUAAUAAGAACUUCCUAUUGAAGGGAAAAUUGGGUCCAUUGACCUCUUCAGUAGCUUUAGCAUUCAAGUCUUGGUGGAGACCUUCCUUCACAUUCAGUAUAACAGCAAACAAUGACCCUUCGCGCGGAACAACUUAUGGAUUUGGAAUUCGUGUCGAAGAUCUAAGAGAACCUAGUUAUCAAAGAGCAGAUCCGAACUAUGUGAUGCUGACGCCGAACAAGGAGCACUUGGCAACCGGUGUCCUCCAGAAUUUUGGGAAGAUGCCUUUGUUCCAGUCAAAUAUAGACUCUGGAAAUUAUGAUCAUUUGCCAAGGGAGUUGAAACCCAUAGGAAAAAUUUUCUGAUACAAGAUGUAUAAGUAUAAACCAAGUGAGACUCGUGAGUUUGGACGCAAAGCAUCGUCAGUCAUUUCGAUUUCCAUGGACCUAUCCAAUCUAAUUCUAGAUGGAGUCAGAACUUAUUAGAGAUGAUUUUUGUAACAGCGGCAAGAAAUAAUUAGAAAUUUUUGAUGUUUGUUAUUUGUGCUGGGAAUUACAUAGUUGUGUUACCUUCCUUCUUUCUGAUUCAUUUGUUAGUGACAUGGAGCACACUAAAAUUCUGAGAUUUUAGAAGAUACAUUGUUCUUGCUGUUGUAUCUGAUUAACAUGCCUUAAUAUAUCGUUUUUUCAUUUUA